UCAAGAGAUAUUUCAUAUUAUAGUUCGCCUGCCAAAACUUACAAUACACCGGUGAACCGCACGUCAAGAACUUCAGUUAACCCAAACAGUCAGUUAUCUCCUUUCGAUCCUUUUAAACCCGCGGAAUAUGUCUUGAGCAAUUUAGGAGAAGAAAAGAUUUAUGCAAAAUUGCUUAAACAAAAGGCUCAAAAUGUUCAGAGUACUAACCCAGGCAAACGCAGCAUAAAUAAAUCUCAAUCAACUAGCGUUGUGACGAACACACCAACUAACGUCGCGACGAACACUCAACAACAAUCGAUGGAAAUUGAUGAAGCAGAUCUAUCGGUAAUGGAAUCGCAAGUUGGAGAUACACCACAAAUUGAUGGUGUGCAUUCAUCAUCAGUAGGCAAAUCUAAGCCAAUUGAGGAUGAUUCAAUUAUAGUUAUAUCAGACGAAGAAGAUGAUAAACCGAAAGAUGGUGAUCACAGUGGAGAUAAAGAUAAACU
Molecule: messenger RNA, 485 nt
Organism: Racocetra fulgida
Lineage: Eukaryota; Fungi; Glomeromycota; Glomeromycetes; Diversisporales; Gigasporaceae
Source: the annotation of a GenBank genome assembly